ACGCCUGUACUCGAGCUUUAUUUUCCUCCUACCCGAGAUGGGCGAAUCUCCGCAUCUGCCCUGCCUCUGAUUGGACCAGGAUUAGGCACGAAGAGUGGUCAUUGGCUACAAGUAGAGACAUUUACAGGAUAAGCCAAUCAGCGGCACGGUAAGGAGGGCUCCACACUCAGCUCGGGUGCCACUAAAUAACACCGUUUAGCUUUUCAUGUCGCUGUUGCCGCUUUAAAGCUGAACACGUGGACGAGGGACGUUGUCAUGGACGAGCUGUAACAACAACGGGAGUGAUGGAGUAUGAGGACGUGCUGAUCAUCGCUGCAAAUCGAGACUGGUUCUGUGUCGAUACCAUGUAGGCUGCGUUGUUUCCACCACCGAGGAACAAGUCCACCACUCACAUGCAGCUUUGAUACACCUAACACAGGACCAUGGAUCAUGAUGAGCUGCCGACGGAGCUGGACCAGAUUUCCAUGCGGCUUCAGGAGGAUGGCUUGGCUCCGGCAGCCAGUGCGGAGGAGCGGCAGUGUCAUCUGUGGCAGCAGCUGCUCCGAGGUGAGACGAAGCUUCGGUCAGUCACACAGGAGCUGCAGACAUUACGGACCCAGCAGGCCAAUGAGAUGACGGAGGUGGAGAGCUAUGUUGCACAUAUUCGUGGUCUGCUGGAAGAGCGGGAGUGUCUGACUGCCGACUACGAAAGAGAAAAUGAACACUUGCGACACGAGCUUCACCAAACCAGACAGCAACAAGAGAGUCAGGCCAAAGAGCUGGCAGAGAUGCUGGCCCAGGAGGACCUAGUGGAGAUAGGCUUGAGCAGUCCCAGUGAGCAGGUUGCUUACCUGCUGGUGGAGAGGGCCACGCUGCUGGAAAGGUUGGAGGCGGCUGAGAGGAGACUGGAAAGUCAGAACCUGACUGGAAACUCAGUGGAGGGCCCCCACCAGGGACAGCAACACAUUCACCACAUGAUGGGCGACGAGCUGCGGCAGCGGAGGGAGCAUAUGCAGAAGAGCCUAGAUAACAUGACAAAGCAGUGCCCAACGCAGAGUCCGUGGAAGAAGCUGUUCGGGCUGCGUAGGUCUGGUCAGAGCAAGCACAAUAUUACCCCUGCCCACAGCGAGGAGAUUUCACAAGAGCGGAAUGAGCGCCAGCGGCUGGAGCGGGACCUGGAGGAGGCGUCCAGGAGGCUGGCGAUGGCUCAUCAAGAUAUCCGUCGACUCACCAAUGAGCUGGAUGUGGCCAAAAACAGCCCGGACUCAAAUGGGUCUGGGCUUCAGGGAAUGGUCCAAGAAGUAGAAAACCUGAGGAGGGAAGUGGACAAACUGAAACACUGUGAUUUGAUGAAGCUGCAGCAAGCGAAAGAGCAAUACGAGAGACUAGAUGUUGAGAACAGAGCUCUGAGGGAGAGAGUGCGCACCAAAGAAUCUGAGAAGAAAAAUCUACUUCAGUUGACAAUAAAUGACGCAGACCAAGAAUUUGUUGCUGAGGAGGAUCGAAAAAGCAUCUGCAUCGAACCACAAAACAAUCUGUCAGCCUCAUCAGCUCAGGAAAAGGAUCUCAUUCACAAACGGUGUCACGAGGCGUUGGAAGAUGGGCUCGUGCAGGUCAGAGAGCUGCAGCGGCAACUCCAGAGGCUACGCAAGCAACAGGAAGAGCUGGAGGAGAGGAACGAGGAGCUGGAGGCCCUGCUGGGGGAAGCCCAGAAUGCCAAAAAGGAGGAGAGUCAUCGCCAUGAGGGGGAACUGGAGGGGCUGCACAGGAGGAUCAGAAGCCUGGAGGCAGAGCUGAAGAACCAAGACACCCAUGAAAAAAUUAUGAGGAACGGAGAAGAGGUCAAAAGCACUGAGUCCUACCUACAGCUGCACUUGAGGGACAGUAGCCAGGAGAGAUUGGCUCUGCUGGAGGCACGGCUGACUGAGGAGAAGGACUGGAGGAAACAGUUAGAGGUGGACCUCAGUGCUGCUCAGGCUGCCCUCAAGAAAGACAAAGGGGCUUUGCAGAUAGGUGAGCGAGAGCUGAAGAAGCUGAGGCUGGAGGUCAACAGCCUUCAGACGGAAUGUCAACAAGGGAAAACGCUCAUCAAGAGCCUCACACAGGUCAAAGGGGAAAAAGCAGUUCUGGAAGAAAAGUUGGCCCAGAUGGAGCGCGCCCACAGUCGACUCCAGAGCGAGCUGGAGCACCGUAAGGACAAUAACCGGACCCAUGAGGACCUGAAGGAUAACAGGCUUCAGGUGGAGCAGCUGCAGGAGCAGGCUGACCGACUGAGUGCUGAACUCCGCAGCCUCCAGACGGCACACAACACCCUGAGGGAUGAAAUGGUUUCUGAGCGGCGGCAGAGUGCAGAGCUGCAGGCCAAGCUGAGCUCCAGUGUCCAGGAGAAGCUGGCAGCUGUGGGGGAGAGAGAGAGACUGGAGCUCAAGACCGAGCGUCUCAAUGAGCAGCUCAAGUGGCAUCAAGAGCAGCUCGCCUCCACAAAGGAAGCACUUAGUAGCAGCCAGAAGCUGGAACUGCACACUGCUCAUACUGAACCUAGACUAAGUCCAGUGGAGAGGACCAAGGAUGAAAGCUUGGAUCAGCUUUCAUGUCUGAAACAGGAGCUGAAUCAUAUGCAGGACAAGCUGGGAGAGGAGCGGCAGCUGGCCCUGCAGCACCAACUGGCCCUGCAGGCUCAGGUCAAAGAAGCCCAGGCACACAUCAAAUCCCAGGACUCGGUGCUGAACCAGAGGACAGAGGAGGCCAAACAGAUGAAGCAGGACCUGCAGAGGGCCCAGAGCCUGUUCACCUCAGCAGAGAGAGAGCUGCGCUAUGAGAAAGAGAGGAACAUGGACCUGAAGAGACACAACACCCUGCUGGACCAGGAAAAACUCAAGCUUUGUGCAGAGCUGAAGCAGGUCCAGACCAAGCUGGUGCAGGUGGAGCAGACUCUCCACACUCAGUCGGCUCAGAGCGAACGGCAACAGCAGAAAAUCAGGGAGCUUGAGCUGGAGUUGGCACGCAACUCCACAAAUCGCAGCGCCACCACCAGUCUGCAGGAGGAUCUGCAGGCCGAGAGGGCUCAGCUGAUUGCAGCUGACAAGAAGGUGUUGGAGCUGCAGCAGCAUCUUAAAGGUGCCCAGCACCAGCUGCGUGUGGAGGAGGCUCGGGCCGGCGAGAGCAGCCGCCUGGAGCGGGACAGCAGGGACCUGUCUGACACCUUGUCAGCCCUGAGAGCCAAGCAGCAUGAGGAGCACAUCACCAGGAAGCUGUUGGAGCAGCGUGAGGAGGAGCUGCAGCAGCAGGUUCGCUCCCUCAGGCUGAAGGACGCCACUCUGACCAGGACCAACACGGAGCUCUGCCACCGUGCCCAGCAGCUGGACACCCGUCUGGCCAUCCUGGAGGCCGAGCUCAGCAAGGCCAGGGAGGAGGGGAGAGACAGCCAGAAGUCUAGGCACAUACUGCAGGAGGAGCUGGCGGCCAAUCAGCAGGAGUGUGACAGGCUGCAAGGGGAGCUUCAGCAGAUUCUCCUCCAAUUUGACAUGCACGUCAGGAAGUACGACGAAAAGCAGAGUCAUCACAAGACCAAGCUGCGUCAGGCCAAACAGAUCUUCCUCAAGGCGACUGCACAGAGGGACUGCACCAUCCAGAAACUGGAGAACGACCUGGUGUUGGCCUCCAGCCUCUCGCACAAGGAGAAGGAAAGGAUCCACACAGUGAUGGAGGAGAAUGAGAAACUUUUAGAGGAGAAGAGGGAACUGCUGAGGAAGAUGAGUGACGCAGAAGACAUGGGCAGCAAAGGCAUGAGGACCGCUUCGACCAUUCAACACCGGGUCAACGUCUUGGAAGUGGAAAACAGACAGCUACAGGAUCGCACCCUGAAGCUCUCCAAUCAAGUUAGUUCCCUAGAACGUGCCCUGAGGAAUUCCCAGUCAUUCUACAGCAUGGAGAAUGCCAACAAAGUUCACCCCUCUGAAAGUCUCUGUGACAGCAUCCUACAUGCAUCUACGCUAAGUCUGAUGUCAGGUUCUUGCGACCCACUGGACAUCCUGGACAAAAUCUGCCGUGGGAAGGUUGGCGACCGUGCGGCGAUGGACAGCACUCGAGCUUCUGUCUCCUCACACCAGCUAUCGGAGCAGGGCUACCUGAAUCUCACCUCUCCUCUGGUUUCGCCGGAGGCCAAGGGCUCCGAGGAGAGCUCUAAUAACGGUGACAAGGUAUGAAAGCGUUCUGACUGCGGCUGUGUUUGCAACAGCAACCCCCCAGCAGGAACGUGUGCUGUAGCUCAACGUCUGUUUAAAGCACUUCGUAUUCACCACCUCAGAUUUUAAAAAGAGUGAAAAGAUAUGUUGAAUUGAUUAUAAUAAUCAAUAAUUUUCAAUAGAGUAAUAAAGAGUUCUGCUCAGGGUGAUAUCACUUUUGUAUUGCAACGAAGAUUCUUGUUUGACUUGCAAGUGCUGCAUUUUGAUCCAGGUACGAAAAAUGCAUUGUAUCGAAAAAAGAUAAGCCAGUGUAAGUGUCAAUCAAAUGUUGGGUGACAUUGUUGAAAGGGAACAGGAUGAAAAGAGACACAAUAUUGUUUGUACGUGCUCAUACACCUGGAGAGCUGAGGCCUGUAGUCCGAAGCGAGUUCAACAUCCACUGGAUACGUUUGUGUUAUCCAGCUUCUCUUAACCUGACAUCAGACUGGAUAACCUGUACUAUGACGCUGGUUAUCAACUUGACUCUGGGUUUUCUUAUCCAGCUAUGAGCUUGUUCAUGUGGAAGAGGUGGAGUCGUUACUUACGCCACUAAGUCAGAACCAUAUAGAAAGUUGAGUUUUUGAUUCUGUAUCUUGAACUUAACCUUAUUUACUGACUACUCACAGUUAAACCUGACGUUAGCUCGAUAACCAUAGAUCGUGCUGCUUUGUAGUACAGGCCCCAGGUCAGUUGUUUACAGCAGUAAAUCAUGGCAAAUCUGGAUUCUUUGAAAGCCUUGUUUUGUUUCAUGGGAAGGAUAUUGCUUCUUCUUUUUUUUACGUAAAGAUACAGGUUAAGACACUGUACUCCACACUAGUGCAGUAAAUGUCAAACACACGCUUCACCUGUGGAUUUGAAUGAGUUUAAACUGAGCACUUUAUAAGAUGUUUGACUUGUGUUUACAUUUGAGAAAAUGUAGCAGUGAGAUUUCAGCGGCACAUAUAUCCCCCCCCAGCUAAAUUGAAUCUGGGCAGUGUUUUCUAUGAAAAAAGGCCUGAGGUGUUGUAUGUUUAUGGUUUUACUGUGUCAAACAAACCUUUACACAUUGAUACAGUUGUGGACCCACUUUGUCUAACAUGACACUGUGUGGUAAACGGUCCUUCUCCUUUCUGAGGAGCGGGUCAGCUGCAGCCACUCCAGUAUUUACAUCGUGCAGCUUGGCUUGUGGUUUGAAAAAAGAAAACAUCCAAAAUGUGGGAAAAGCCACAGAAGUCCAGAAGUUAGUUUGGUCUAUUUUGAGCCUUCAGAGCUGUUUGUUUCUUUUACAACCUCAAGGGUUUCUUCCAGGGGGCGCUCAAUCACAAAGUACUUGUACUUUAGCCACAAAGCAGAGAGUUGAGUUUUAUACAUGGCAUUAAUCACCACUUUUAAUAUGCUGUGUGUCAGUAAUGGUUUUAUACAGUGGAUGCUCUGUAGUCUAUUUUGUUUUCAAUGUGCCUGAAAUGAUGAAGUGUUCCACUUUGUCUUGCUGCUGCCUGCGUGAACACGUGUAACAACAAAAGCCUAUAACGCGACAGACAUGUAAAUUGUGAUGUAGCUGUGUAAAUAUUUUUUUUUUCAACAAAAUUAUUUUCAUAAAUAAAAGCAAAUAAAUA
Molecule: messenger RNA, 5797 nt
Organism: Pleuronectes platessa (European plaice)
Lineage: Eukaryota; Metazoa; Chordata; Actinopteri; Pleuronectiformes; Pleuronectidae
Gene: ccdc30
Product: coiled-coil domain containing 30
Exons: 28
Coding region: 423-4184 (1253 amino acids)
Source: RefSeq, a predicted model, not a curated record